This is a messenger RNA of Linum trigynum, 3006 nucleotides long. NCBI's taxonomy places the organism in Eukaryota, Viridiplantae, Streptophyta, Magnoliopsida, Malpighiales, Linaceae. The record is from the annotation of a GenBank genome assembly.
GGUUAAGGAUUUAGUGUUUAGUGUUUAGCGAUUAGGGUUUAGAGUUUAUGUGUAGUUGGUAUUAGUCUGCGAUGGUCAGAUAUUAAUCUGUGUGUGGUGGGUAUUAGUAUGUGAUGGGCAGAUAUUAAUAUGUGUGUGGUGGGUAUUAGUUUGCUACGGUCAGAUAAUAGUCUGGGUAGUUUGGAUAUUUGUUAUGUGUGGAUGUUUAUCUACUGAUUUGUAUAUGAUUACAUCAAUUUAGGGUUUAGUGUUAUGGUUUAGACUUUAGGGUUUAGAAUUAGGGUUUGGAGUUUAUGAUUUAGGAUUUGACUUUGGGGUUGAGGUUUAGAGUUAAGGGUUCAGGGUUCAAGCUUUGUGUUUAGUGUCUACGAUUAGGGUUUGAGUUUUGGUUUCGGGUUUAGAAGACAAUAUUGUGGAAAUGAUUUUGAACACAAUGUAGGGUGAUCAAUUUUAGUGUGUGGUGAUAAGAUAUUAUUAUGUGAUUGGAGGAUAUUAGUUCAUGAUGUGUUGAUAUUUUUGCUGUGUAGCCGGAUAUUAGUCUAAGACAUCCAUAUAUUAAUCUGUGUGUGGUGGGUAUUAGUCUGUAUGGUGAAGAUAUUGAUUACGAGCUGGCUCGAUAUUGGUAUUAGGCGGUGGGAUAUUAGUCUGGGUGUUCUGGAUUUUGUUUAUGGUGAACGAAUAUUAUUCUGGGUGGUUUGCAUUUGUUUUUUUGUGGAUGUUUAUCUAUGUUUGUUUGUGUUGAUAUUUAGUUUAAGCAAAUUCAUAAUAAAACAAAGUCAUUUUUCGAUAAACUGCGAUACAACUAGUAUUUAUUGUCAUUCCAACUUGGCAAUCCCAUAAUCUAAAUCUAAAAAAGUAUAACUACAUAAAAAAAUAGAAAAGGAAUAGUUCAAAUGUUGUCUUGCUCGUGCAAAUUCUCGAUUAUCUUCUUUCUCAAGUCCCUCCGAGCCCCCCACGUUUCAAUCAUGCCACGACGAGGUUGGGAUGAUCCUUCUCUUACGGUCUCUUCGUUGUUGUUUUUGUUCUUGCCAUUGUCCAAUAUCCCUGGAGCAUAUAUAAAUAUCCACGUAUAAAUCAACUGAUUUAUUGGCCACACAGAACUAAUAUAAGGAAACUAUAAUCCACACAAUAAAGAGCAAACAAAUAUCCAAACAUGGAGAACAAAUAUCCAAACAUGGAGUACAAAUAUCCAGACAUGGAGUACAAAUAUACAGACAUAAUAUUUUCAAUAUCUGGACAUCACAGAACUAACAUUAUAGAAGUAAUAUCCAGAUACAACGAACAAAUAUCCAGACAUAAUAUAACAGAUAUCUCAACUGCACAGACCCAUAUCCAAUCAAAUCCACAAACCCAGAAAACAUAUCCACAAGCAUGCUAAUUGUUAUCCACUAUGAAAGAAACUAAUGUUUUGGAUCUACAAUUCGAAUCUCAGAUCUCAACCACACAACUAUCCAGACAAUUGAAAACCGAUAUCAUGCCCGAACAUAGCUAAUAUCGAAACGCAUACAAAACAUAUCCACAAAACCCAGAAAACAAAGAAACCCAGGUCCAGUCAAAUCCACAAACCCAGCAACCCAAACUCAGAUUCAAUCAAAUCCACAAACCCAGAAAACAUAUCCACAAAAUAAAAAAAUAAAAAACAACCCAGAUCUAGUCAAAUCUAAGUUACCAGAAAACAAAUCCAUCAAACUCAUCCAGAAAAACGUAGGAAAAGGAAAACCCAGAUCUAGUGGAAGCUAUGAAAACGAACAUGAGUAUCCAUGACCAAAAGCAAAAAAAACUCUACUACCUCAGUAAAUGAAGUUGUUCUUUCGUCAACGGCUGCCGUCAACCAACCCCUUCGUUGCCGCUGCUACGUCGCCGCCGUCGAGUUCGCUGCAAAGCGCCGCCGUCGAGAUCUUUGUCGUCGUGAUCGUCGCCGACAAGUUCGCCGCAGCGCGCGGCCGCUUCUUCUGCGUUCGGGAGAGGAGGAAAGGGAAAAGGAGAGGAAAGGGAGAGAGAAAGGGGGAAAAUAAUGUGGCGGAGAACUGAAAAGGGGUAGGGUUUAAGGUAAUUUUUUGGGUUUUUGAAUUUGUGGGCCCGAUGGGCCCCGCAGGCCGUCGUGGGCUUGGCCCAGCCAAUAGAAUCGGCUCUCCUCCCUCACAUUCUGGCGCAUUUUCUCCUCCACCGAUGGAUGGUGGCUUGGCGACGUGGAGGCCCAUCCAGCCAUGUCAGUAUCUCCUAACAAAAGCCCUUGUUAGGAGCAUAACUAGAUUGCGGCCCAGGAGGCGGAUGGUUGACGAGUGGGUGGCGGGUUGCCCGCAAACCCGAUCACCAUCAAAGUUGAAUCCCAAUUCUAGAAUUCCUCUCAUCUUUCCUUUCUCUCUUCGAUAUAUUGUCAUGCAGCAGCAGAGUCCAAUUUUCCAAAUAAAAACUCCAUAGUUCUCAAUGGAAUUCCAAAAGGCCAGGGUCACUAAGUUUGAUGUAUUUUCUAUCGAUUUUGUUUCUUCUCCAGGUGUUAGUUUACUUUAUGACAGCUGGGUGAUAAAUCCAUUGACUUUUGCUGCUUGCUUUUUCACUAUAUGCAUCUUCAAUCAGAAGAUUGGGCAAGAAAUGCAGAAGUUAUGUUAGCAAGUCAAUAGCUCAUUUUACAUGUGUUGAUUUCUGGGUAAACCCGACGAUCCAACCGAAUCAUCCGUCUUCCGCCCUAUCCAACCCGAUGGUAAGUGUGGGUGGGUGACGGGUGAAAAAUUGUCAAUCCGUUGACGAAUGGUGUUAGAAACAAGGUUUCUAACGUGUUUAGGGAUUGGGGAAAUUAGCUAGAUCAAUUAGGGAUUAGGAGAUAUGAAUUUGAGAACAAGAAGGGGGAAAGAGAGGGAAGCUGCUGCCGCAGCUAUGGAGGGAAGCUGCUGCCGCAGCUAUGGAGGGAAGAAAGAGAGGGGAAAGUCGGCGCAAGAGAGAGAGAGGGAACAAGAUUAGGAUUUAGGUUUUAGUUAUGUAAUUUCUUAAUGAAAAAUAAUGCCCUAG